AUGGAUGGUUGGCUCAAGAAUUUCUUGUUGACCACCUCGGUUCUUUCUUGCUUGUCAAUUGUCAAUCCCGCGUUAGCAGCUCCGACUACGCCACGGCAUGAUCCUGAUCAGCCGCUCAACUUCAGCCAGCCUUUGAUGGGGGUCGAGCAGACUAUGCAUAAGCGGGCAAACAUUGCCUUGCGAAUUCUUAGUCUGGGAGCUUCCAUCAUGAGUGGCACUGGGUCAUCCACGGGAAACGGGGACGCCCUAAGACUUGACGGCUACGAUGUCGAUAUGGUUGGAAGCCGCCACGGUGGUACUAUGAAGGAUUAUGAGCAUGAAGCAGUCCCCGGAGAUGUCCUCACUCAGGUCCGAGCCCGGGUCCCACGUUCUACUGGGUACAAGCCUAACAUUGUCAUUAUCAAUGCGGGUACAAACGAUGGUAACGGAAACGUCGAUAUUUCAGGAGUAGGAAGUCGCAUGAACGACAUUCUCAAUGACCUCUGGGCAGCCGAUGGAAUGGCAUAUACGUGCAUGAUUCUAUCGACACUAAUACCUACUACAAAUGCCAAUGGUGCUGCUAAUCGUGACUCAAUCAAUGCUCAAUACCGAUCGCUUGUUUCCCAGCGCGCUGGAGAUGGAAAAUGCAUCUAUUUGGCAGAUAUGGACCCAGGUGGUGCACAGUGGCUCCAGUUCGACACCAACUAUCUCGCAACUGAGUCUCCCCAUGUUCAUCCCAAUGACCUGGGACACCAAAAGAUGGCCGCUGUUUUCUAUCAGGCUAUUCAUCGGGCAUUGGCUGCCAAUACUGUCGUUGCAGCGGGCGACUUCUCUACUGGUCCUACUAUAUGCGACAAGUUUGCUGGUACUGGAAUUGACGCUGGUGGCCUGACCCAGCGUGGUUCGGGUUACGACGACGGUAUAUAUUACCACGAUAGUGUGGAGAAGGGGAUAUUAUGGUCAGCGGAUAGCGACUGGGACCGAAGCCAGUGGAAGUUCGCCCGUUUGUUUGAUCAAAGAUAUGAUGACCUCCUCGCCUGGAUUCCCACAAGUGACACGGCGCAAACAUAUGCUGUCUGCGGCGAUCUCAAUUGUCAGUAUGGAGAAGGUGUGAACUUUAUCGAUAUGAAUGGUGAUGGCCUAGACGACCUCGUCUAUAUUGAUUCAGACGGCAAUGCCUACCUCUCUAUCAACCAAGGAGAUGGGAACCAUGCUGCAGGAAAGCCACCUACAUUCAAGAGGAUCAGUAGUACUGCUUUGAUCAAGAGUAACGAGGGUUAUGGCAGAGAUCAAGUAGUGUUGGCUGAUAUCGAUGCCGAUGGACGGGGUGAUUAUGGAGUUAUGGACAACUCUGGCCAAGUAUACUUUUGGAGGAAUGGUGGCAAUACUGAUGCUCCUGAAUACUGGCAAGCUCUAGGCAUGAGAUUUCAAGGAACUGUUGGCAGUACACGAUUCGAGGACAUUAAUGGAGAUGGCCGUGAUGAUGCCUUGAAUGUUGGAAAUGGCCUCAAUGUUGCUUGGCGUAAAGGAUACUACACCGGCGAGUCUUCGGGCCCUACACACAAGGGUGUGGGCUCUUAUAUCACUGAUGGCGAGCACGUGCAAUCCCGUAUUCAUUUUGCUCGUAUUUACGGCACGUCAACUGUGUUUGGUAAUCUACCAAAGCAGGAUUACGUUUUCUUGCAGCACACAAAGCUUGGAUCUGGCAAACACCGCUUCCAGCUACGGGCUUGGCAGAAUACUGGCUCAGGAGAUUCUGGUGCUGUUCAGGUCUGGAUCAACAACUACCCCAAAACUGGGACAUGGGAUUGGACUCACUUGGCGAGCCCAGCACCGGGCCUGAGCUGUGCGCAGAAAAGAGGUCAUGGUAUAUUUGAUUGUGACCAGACAGGCGAUGAUGCUACAAUGAACAACGACCUGCCCACAAUUCCGGGCUCUGACGACGGUUCUGGUGGUGACGAUUCCGGCGGUGACGAUUCCGGUGGUGAUGGUUCGGGUGAAGACUGGGGUCCAGUCGGGGACAACUCGGACUAUCCAUCGCGAUAUGUUGGAAGCGAUUUUAAUUGCAACGUAGCUGUUGACUGGUUUGCACCUGGGACUGACGUCGGCAACCCCGAUGGCGGAGAGACCUUCUGCUUGGCAAAAUGGAGAAGUGGAAUAUAUCCUAGACUCCUUGAGGCCACAGCCAACGACAAUACCCUUUGCUCCGUACGUGUUGUCUUUACCGACAAUACCGAGAUGAUUGCAGGCAAAAAGUGCGCAGAUGAUGGGCACAAAAGAUUCGGCACAUUGGAGUGGUCCCCUUUUGUUGACACAUUCAGCAUCUUCUCGCUGUACGACAAUGGUUACAAGGGAGGCGUCGGACGGCUUGUCGCAGGAAUAACGAACAACAUCACGAUCGACGCUGGAAAAUACUACAAUGAUAACACACACCCGACUCAGUAUCAAAUCAGUCGUGGUUCAGAUGGCAAGGGGGUGCUUCUUGGCUUUUCCGGCACCGCAGGUGAUAGGAUCGACUCGCUGCAGCCUUUGUUCUCGAGCGCGGGACCAGCCGAUGUUACUUUGCUCAACACAUCGUACGCACCCAGUAUCGAAACGUUGAACACACUGCCGUUCGAUCAACGAGGAAUGACUAUAGAAUUUGCGUCCGCGUACUUUGACAAUACCAAGGCUUCUAUACCAGUUCAAUAUUCAGAAACUCUUACUCUGCAAUAUCAGGAGCUUCACAAGGUCACGGUGACCGAUGAAGACGGCCACGAGGAUGGCGGUGAAGUCGGCAUCAGUAAUUUUGGAUUUGAGUGGGCUGAGCCGAUACCUGUCCUCGGCAAGAUCAGUUUGGGCCUCGUUGCAAAGUAUGUCGGAAAGGCGGUAAAAAAGCACAUAGACUCGGAAGAAAAUGGCAAAACGACAACGUUCUCAGUUGGCACUAGGGUUCGCGCGCUUGUACCAGCUGGCCAGAGGAUAAAAUGCACUGUGGUUCUCAUCCAGAGUCGUGUCAAUCUCCGAUUUUCUGCCAAAAUGGUGAUCACCUUCAAUGAUGGUAAUCAAUACUAUGUUCCUGUAGGUGGGACUUAUGACCAUGCAACGGGAAGCGAAGUCGGCGACUAUUGCGAGGACUAUGGUGACGAUGAUGAUCCGGACACUGAAGAUGACAACAACAUUAUCUCUCAGGGGUUGUACUGCAAGGACGGUACGUACAUAGGAGAUCCAGACUUGGUGGAUCUGUCUGCGGAUGACUACGCCGCAGCUUGCCCGGCUGACUGGGAAGCAUAUUGA
Molecule: messenger RNA, 3255 nt
Organism: Phaeoacremonium minimum UCRPA7
Lineage: Eukaryota; Fungi; Ascomycota; Sordariomycetes; Togniniales; Togniniaceae
Product: putative fg-gap repeat domain-containing protein
Exons: 14
Coding region: 1-3255 (1084 amino acids)
Molecular function (GO): phosphatidylcholine lysophospholipase A1 activity
Source: RefSeq, a predicted model, not a curated record